Molecule: messenger RNA, 1017 nt
Organism: Penaeus monodon (black tiger shrimp)
Lineage: Eukaryota; Metazoa; Arthropoda; Malacostraca; Decapoda; Penaeidae
Product: cold and drought-regulated protein CORA-like
Exons: 7
Coding region: 1-1017 (338 amino acids)
Source: RefSeq, a predicted model, not a curated record
AUGUCGCAAAUCUUCAAAGCCGCUGUGCUGAUGGCGGUGGCGCUGUCGUCCUCCGUCAAGGGGGAGCGGGAGGAGGCCGUCCCUGCCGAGGACGACCUUCUCCUGCCGCUGGAGAGCCAGCAUUUGGCAAUCGUGGCCAAGGACGACCUUCAAGCCUCUGCCACGGGAUACGGGGGAUACGGAGGCGGAAGUUCCCACAAGGGCCACGGAGGCUACGGAGGCUCCCACUACGACCAGGGAGGCUACAAGGGCCACCAGGGAUACCACGCUGACAAGGGCCACAAGGGCAGCCACUACGGCGACCACGGCAAGGCGCACUACAGUGGUUACCAUGGCGACCAUGGCAAGCACUACAAGGGCCACGACGACAAGCACAAGUACUACGGCGACGCCCACAGCGGCAAGAAGGGAGGGAAGGGUCACCACUACGGCUCCAAGGGUCACCACAACAAAGGUCACAAGGACAAGGGCUUCAAGAAUGUGUACCACAAGGAGGAAUACGGCCACAACAAGAAGUUCUACGACGACCACGACGACAAGAAGUACCACAGCAACUACGACGACCUCGAUACCUACUUCAAGGCACACAAGGGCAGCGACUACAAGGGAGGCCACUACAAGGGUGGACAUCAUCAUGAUGCCCAUGGCCACAAGGGGCACCACGAGAAGGGCAAAUACCACGACGACCACGCAGGCCAUGAUGGCCACUACGGUGACAAGGGCCACUAUGGCCACAAGAGUUCCUAUGGCGACCAUGGUGGACACAAAGCUCAUUAUGGUCACGACGAUCAUAAGGGAUAUGGCCAUGGCGGCCACGGUGGUGGAUAUGGAGGUGGGCAUGGUAGCGGAUAUGGUCAUGGACAUGGUAGCGGAUAUGGCCAUGGUGGCCAUGGAGGUGGUUACAGUCAUGGCGGACACGGUGGAGGCUACGGCGCCCACUCCACCGUCCAGGUCGUCCACCAGGCGGCGCCCAAGAGCUUCGCGUCCUUCGGCGACUUCGCCUUCGCAGGACACUGA